AUUUACUAAUUCGUUUUCACUUACCUACUAUUAUUUUUUUAUUAAUUAUUUUUUUUUGUUAUUAUUUAAUUUAUACUUAAUCUACAUGUCGGAAUCUGAAGAGUCGGUGUCCACUGUGUCGCCUGUUUCCUCGGUUGCAUCCUCUCCAACCGUUUUGACAAAAUCACCUGUACAGAAAGAUGUUGCCCUUACUGGCGUCACUGCCCAGAGGCCUACUCUGGGUCAUCCGUCUACUGCAGUUAUGGUGACUGCGGCCAUUAAAACGUUGAAUGAUAAAAAGGGCACCACUCUGCAGGCGAUUAAAAAAUAUUUGGCCGUACAUUAUCAAAUGGACUCGGCCAAGUCUGCACCAUACAUCCGCAGGUAUUUGAAAGCAGCCGUCACCAAGGGUGAUUUGAUUCAAACGAACGGCACUGGCGCUAAGGGUAAAUUCAAACUACCGAUCGAGGCGAAAAAACCUGCCGCGAAGAAGAAAAAAGCAGUAGUGACCAAGAAGAAACCGGAUGCGAAAAAACCUACUGCUGUCAAGGCAGUAACGUCAACCAAACGAAAAUCUAUCGACGGGACGACGACGACAUUAUCGAAUGUAAAGAAAUCUAAAAAAGUAAUUACGACUGUUGUCAAACCAAAACCCAAAACGGUCAAGGGAGUUGCCAAAGAUUCUACGGCUAAAACAAAAAAGAUGGAAUCUGCGGCUAACAAAUCGAAGACAGCUAAGGUUGUUGUUAAGAAGGUCCCAGCAAAAAAAGCAGCAGCACCCAAAAAAAAGUAGACCAAGCUAUAUUAAAAUAGUAAAUGUAUAAGUAUUGAACGGUAACAAUUUAUAAAAGGUCCUUAUCAGGACCGCAAA
Rhopalosiphum maidis (corn leaf aphid) is the source of this 850-nucleotide messenger RNA. Its product is annotated as histone H1-like. Gene Ontology annotation, molecular function: nucleosomal DNA binding; structural constituent of chromatin; double-stranded DNA binding. The coding region runs from base 86 to 772 and encodes 228 amino acids. NCBI's taxonomy places the organism in Eukaryota, Metazoa, Arthropoda, Insecta, Hemiptera, Aphididae. Gene Ontology annotation, biological process: chromosome condensation; negative regulation of DNA recombination; nucleosome assembly. The record is from RefSeq and is a predicted model, not a curated record. The transcript has a single exon. Gene Ontology annotation, cellular component: nucleus; nucleosome.